CGUCGCCUUCUUGAAAAACGUAGCGCCGCGAUUUCACUGCGAGGCAGUGACCACACGGAAAGCCCCGCGCGUUGGGGGUCUCGGUAGCCCGACACCCGUUGGACGUGUGAGGAGCGGGAGUGAAAAGCGGCCCGGUUCGGCACUGUGCGUCCUACGGAAAUGGCGGAUGGACCCUAAAGAGCAGCUGGGCUGCAGGGCCGAGAGCGAGCGGCCUGGGCCAUGAAUGCUCCGGGCGGGGGCUGGGACGGGGCCUGCGGGGGCGUCCGGCUCCUCCUGGACCUUGACACACUGGACCUGAGAGGAGGAGUUGUGGUGAUGCAAGUUUCUUACCACCUCUACUCCUCUAGUGGGGUCUGCAGUCACCUGUUACAUUCCAAGCAUUGGGUGCUGCUAGCUCUGGAGGAGGGCAUGGCCAAGAUGUCCCAGAGACGUGCUAAAUCUACAAAUGCCUAGACAGCCUCUGCUGAAGGGAUUCCUAAAGAGCCUUGACUGCAAUUUAAAAUAACCUCUGGGGAAGUUGGUGUGCAAAUGCUGCCUGAACCGAACCAGGUGUGAAACACUCCCUGAGAUGUAGGCCAUGUGCUUGAAAGUCUCCCCCUCCAUCUGCAAAGAGUUUCAUAUACAGUUGAUCUGGAACAGCAUCACUGAAAUAUUUCCUCUGAACACCAUUCUAAAGGUGUCUUCAGUGCUUGACAAAGAACAUUUCCAGAUAUGUUGCAGAUAUUAAGCCUUUGCCUCCCAACAUAAAAGAUAAGCUGAUAAAAUUAAUGAGUAUGCAAGGGCGGAUAACUGAUUCAAACAUCAGUGAGGUGCUGCACCCAGCAGUGGAAACGCUAGAUCUUAGAGAUUGUGAUAUUUCAGAUACUGCCCUGCUGCAACUUUGUAAUUGCAAGCAACUGAAAAAAAUUAACUUAAAUUCCUGUAAAGAAAACAGACUAGCCAUCACUUCAGAAGGAGUCAAAGCUCUGGCCUUGUCUUGCCCUUAUUUACGUGAAGCCUCAUUUAAAAGAUGCUGCAAUGUAUCAGACAGCGGAGUUCUUGCUCUGGCACUCAAUUGCCAUCUUCUGCAAAUAGUUAACUUAGGCAGCUGCUCAGGCAUCACUGAUGCAUCCCUGCAUGCGCUUGGACAGAACUGCAGAUUUCUACAUAGUGUGGAUUUUUCAUCUACUCAGGUGACGGAUAAUGGUGUCAUAGCACUAGUUAGUGGGAUGUGUUCAAAGAAUUUAAAGGAGAUCCACAUGGAAUGCUGUGUGACUCUGACAGAUGUAGCUGUGGAAGCUGUCCUUACCUGCUGUCCGGAGAUCUAUAUUCUGCUGUUUCAUGGAUGCCCACUGAUAACAGAUCGUUCCCGAGAAGCCUUGGAGCAAUUAGUUGGACCAAACAAAAUUAAGCAAGUGACAUGGACUGUUUAUUGAUUUUUAUAUAAAGUUCCCAGAUGGUAAAGCUUUUUCAGGAAACAACCAUCUGUGGGGAACAGCUUUCUCUCUGGUAACCACUGUCUUCUGUAAUACCAGAUUCCUUCAUUCUUUGUUUCUACUAGAGCUCUCUGUCAGCAUCCAAGUCCUUUCAUGUCUUAGGUGUGCCUAAUACCCUGUUAAAUGAUAUUUCUUGUAAUUAAAGCAAUGCCUCUCUUUA
Chelonoidis abingdonii (Abingdon island giant tortoise) is the source of this 1635-nucleotide messenger RNA. It is a transcript of the gene AMN1, whose product is annotated as antagonist of mitotic exit network 1 homolog. Gene Ontology annotation, biological process: SCF-dependent proteasomal ubiquitin-dependent protein catabolic process. Lineage: Eukaryota; Metazoa; Chordata; Testudines; Testudinidae. Gene Ontology annotation, cellular component: SCF ubiquitin ligase complex. Gene Ontology annotation, molecular function: protein binding. The record is from RefSeq and is a predicted model, not a curated record.